Molecule: messenger RNA, 2779 nt
Organism: Astrephomene gubernaculifera
Lineage: Eukaryota; Viridiplantae; Chlorophyta; Chlorophyceae; Chlamydomonadales; Astrephomenaceae
Source: the annotation of a GenBank genome assembly
GUCGGGCCUGCAGGCGCAGCUGCCCGCAGCCAACUCGCUGGACUGCGCGCAGGCGGGCUGGGCGCUGGAGCAGCUGGGCUGGCCGGCGGGGGCGGGGCUGGUGGGCGGGCUGUGGGAGAGGCUGCAGGCCUGCCUGCCCCCCGACCGCCCCGGCGCUCGCAACCUGGUGGUGCUGCUCAACAGCGCCUCCAAGAUGGGGCUGCAGCUGGGGACGCAGCAGUUGCUGCAGCUGGAGCAGCAGCUGCGGCAGCUGACCCCGCUGAUGAGCGGGCAGGACGUGGCGAACGCCCUCGCCUCGCUUACCCGCCUGGCCAUGCACCCCGCAGCAGCAACAACGGUAGCAGCAGCACCGGCAGCAGCAGCAGCAGUAGCAGGGCCCGCACCGGCAGCAGCAGCAGGGCCGGCAGCGGCGACCGCGAAGCCUGCAGCAGCGCCACCCCCACCACCACCCUCACCCUCGGAGGUGGGCCGAGCGGAGGAGGGGCGCCUGCUGGCGCAGCAGCGUCAGGCGCUCCGGCGUCUGCAGCAGGCGGAGGAACAGGCAGGAGCAGGAGCAGCAGGCGGAGGAGGAGGACAGCAGCCCCAGCAGCUGUCGAAUGGGCCGCAGCCGCGGCCUUUGCCACCCCCGCAACCGUCUUCACCGCAGCCGCAGCAGCAGGAGCCCCAGCAGCCGCAGCAGCAGCGCCCGGCCCCGCAGUCGCCCCCCGCGGCUCACCGGCCGCCCGCUGCCCCCCCGUCCUGGCGGCCACAUCCGGACACACUGCGAGUGCUGCUCAUGCGGGCGGCACAGCUGCUCCCCUCCCUGCGCGGUGACGAGGUGGCCAGCCUGCUGUACUGCCUGGCCCGACUGAGGUUCAGUCCGCCCGAGGAGCUCACGGAGGCACUGCUGAGCCGCUUCUCCGCCCAGCGCACCCAGUGCAGCCCCGCAGCCCUCUGCAUGGCGCUGUGGGCCGCCGCCCGCCUGCCCCGCCGCCCGCACCCCUCCUGGCUGGCGGCGCUGCUGGCGCAGACGGGCCACCGCCUGCCCGUGCUGACACCCUCCAUGACCUGUACGACACUGUACGGCAUGGCGAGGCUGCAGCGGUCGUACUGCGGGCGCGGGAGUACGAAGAAGGGCGAGAAUAACCACCAUGGCAACGGUACCCCUGCGUACAACGAGGUUGGGAGUGGGAGCAGUGGUAGCAGCACUGGUAACCGCAGUAGCAGCAACGGCGAUGGCGGCAGCGGUGUGCGUGAGAGUAGCUACCGGCAUGAAGACGCGGCUAUCAGGAGUGACAUGGGCGCUGCUGCUCGGGAGGCGCAGCCGUCACAACAGCAGCAACCACCUCGGCUGCAGUCCCAGCCCCCGCGGCUGCCGCCCUGGCAGUCCCCCCGCCUGGUGGUGGCACUGGCCUCCCGAGUGGCGGAGCAGCUGCCCGCCUUCUCACCCCAAGAGGUGGCCAACACGGCGUGGGCGGUGGGCUACAUGAUGCCUGUGGUGGUGGCGGCGGCGGCGGCGGUGGACGCGAGUCAGGAGGCUGCGACAACGGCUGCGGCGCUGCUGUCUUCCUCCUCGUCGGCGUCGCCGUCGGCGUCAGCACCCUCGUCGUCGGCUACUGCUCCGCCGCCGGCGUCUUCAGCAGCAAGUAGCAGUGGCAGUGGAGCGACCCAUGGGUCAUCACGGGGUAAAAGAGCACCUGCAGGGCAGCGACCACGAUGGUGGCAGUCAAAGAAGGCUAAACAGGGAGGAGGCAACAGGGCGGCGGCGGCAGCAGCCGCAGCAGCGCAGAGCUCGGCAGCAGCGGCGGUAGCUGCUUUGUGGCCCGCCCUUGUGGGCAGGGUGCGGGGUCUGGGCUUCCGGGCCUUCACGGCGCAGGGACUGGCGAACACGCUGUGGGGUCUGGCGGUGCUGAGCUGCAGCGAGGAGGUGCCUGUGCUCGCUGCCGUAGGGAAGACUGCCAGCAGCUGCAGUGCCGCGGGCGGGGGUGGCGCUGGUGGUGGUGGUGGUGGUGAUGCUGCUGGCUCCGGCGGCGCUCCUUCUCAACCCGGGGCGCGGGUCAAGGAGAAACGCUCCCCCGGGGUGAUGGCGCCCAGGGUGCAGCAGCGGGUGGUGGUUCAGAGGCGCCGAGUGCCGGUCGUGAGCCUCUUGCUGGGUUCCGAGCCUGACAUGACUGCAGCCACAACAGCUACGACUACAGCAGUUAUGAAUACGACAGCUACGAUUGGGACAGGAUUAGCAACUUCCUCCCUUACCUCCUCCUCCUCCGCAUUAUCAUCAUCAGCAGCAGCAGCACCUGCAGCAUCCGCAUCCGCAGCAUCCGCAGCAGGGAGCGGUUUCCUGCCGCCUCCGCUGGACUUGUCCGCCGCUCUCGAGGCGAGCUUGCACGACAUGAACGAGCGGGAGCUCAGCAUGGUGCUGUGGGCCCUGUGCCGCCUCCGCUGGCAGCCCCCAAGCCAGUCCUGGCUGCAAACCGCCGCCGCGCGCUGCUGCCGGAUGCUGCAUGCCAUGCCCCUGGAAGGACUGUCGGCGUUCGUACACGCAGUUACAUGGCUGAGGCCGCUGCGGUACACGCCCUGCGGUCCGGAGGUGAACGCGAUGAUGGAUGAGGUUCUGGCCAGGUUGGCUGGGAUUCAAAGCAGGCGCGCCAGGAACGGGCUGAUAUCCCGACUGAACCUCAUGCGGUCUAGGGUGCAGCAGCAGGAGCGUGUGCUGGCGGCGCGGAAGGCCAGGAAGAUUGCCCGGGCGCUGAAAUAUGAGAGGCGCGCGAGGGCGCGUUGGGCGACGCUAUGGCGGGUGGCG